GCCUUUCCUUGGCAGAAGGCGUAAGAGAAAAGCAUUGCAAAUGCCAAUUGUCUGUCAAAAGCCAAUGAAUUGAGCACAUAUAAGUUGUUUUAAUAGGGUGGUAGUACAUUUUUGAGAACAUACAUAACGUUUCUUAUCGGCUUGCUGAACUUGUAAAGGAGACGUUGAUCAGAUUGUCAGUUUGUUUUGCAUACAUUAUUGAGACAAUUGAGACGUAUCAAAAGUGUUGCUGGGUAUUUAGUUCCCUAUUGGUCGCUUCUUCGUCUUUGGAUUUAGCCAGUGUAGGAUCCUUCGUCCGCAAUUGGUAAAUGUGGGACUUGUGCUUUACUUGACACUCGAUCGAUUGCUGCCUAUUUCUCUGUGGAUUUAAACUUGUAAAGAACUUUUCCGUUGCAAGGUGUUUUCUAAAUAAACUUUUUCUUAUAAAGAUGAAUACGAUCGUUCUUGACCAUCGGGGAGAGUUACUAAGCUUCUUUCGAUGUCUUGAUAUGCUUUGCUACGCUGUCAUAAUACAGCAAUACUAUAAAGAUCCUGUCAUUCUCCUCUUACUAUUAAAAGUAUUUGUGCAAUUGAGUUACCUAACUCCCAAACCGUUUUUGCAAUUCUCGUCGAUUCCUCUUUUCUACCCUUUAUUAGUCAGUUUUUUCAUAUCGCUGCUCUCGCGACUCCUCUUUAGUCUUCCGAGUCCUGGGGAAGGUUUAGACGGAUACUUGUAUGGAGGUUCAAUUAUUGAUUUCAUUGGGGAAAAAGCUGUAUCUUCUUAUUCUUCAUUGAUUUUAUCCGAUUUUUUUCUCUUUAUCCUUCAGACAUUUAUGGCCCUAACGUUGGUAUCUAGUAACCAAAAGGCUUUCAGGGCCUCCGUUAACCAAAAUUCAAAUGAAACAACCCCUCCUCCAUUAUCGCAAACUUAUCCUGAACAACGUGGAAGUGACCAGAGCGAUCAGCACUCUGUGGAUGGUGAACAAAGACAGACAUUGUUAAGAUCACAAGUUGAGAGGGAACGCCAGCAGUUAUUUACUCGAUUUUCCCAAUCGAUUCGCAGUCUGCGAAGUGGCAUGUCCGCAUAUCCUUUUGCAAACUCGGUUCCAUUAGCAAGAUCGAGUUCUGGUUCUUCUACGAUCCCUACUAUCGAAAUUAAAAAGAGCGAUUGGAAACAUUUAUUCUGGAAGGUAGACCCUCUUGCAGAAAUUUCUUCGUUGAACACUCAAGAUAACGACCCAGCCCAUCUAGCUUCGUUCUCUUCCACAAACAAUUCUUGAUACUACCUCUCGUGUUUUGUUAGAAAAUACCUAGAUUUAGAUGAUAUGUCGCCAACUGGUCCAAACAUUACAUUAUAAAACUAUGUGCAUUUAUGUAACUGAAGUCAUGACCUGGUGAAAACUUAUAGACAUUUUAUGAAUCAUUUGACACGUUUACUACCUUUUAUUCAGAGAUUGAUAGAAGUACAAACGUUGAAUGAAAAAGAGAUUGAAUAACUGUUAUAUCGCCGUUUGUCAUUGCAGCAACUUUCAAAACAGCCUUGACGCUAUAAAGAUUUGUCUCGACAGCAGUAGGAUCAAGCGCAGCCCAGUACAAGUAAAACAAUGUGUGAGCUAUGAUAUGAAUUGGUUUCAAUUCUUUGCCCGCUAUGAUCGUGAUUUCUUGGAAGAAUCUGUCACAUACAUCUUUGAACAUGAAUUUGAUAGCUUUUACAAACUCAUGGAACAUAAACCUUUUUUUCUUUUCUUUUUUCUAUGUAAUGAAAGCCGUGCGCUAUGACUUUUGCAUGUAGCUUUGAAUGUCAAGAGCACAUGCCAGUUCGUUAGGUCCUUAAGCAAUGAAAAAGAAAAUAAAGACAGAAAGCAAAUUUAUGUGGAUGCAACUCCAUUUUAUCCAACGUAAACGCUCUUCUAAUCUUCCACAUGAAGAAAUUCUUUUGUUAUCGAAGCUAAUAAAAUGUGGCCUUAGGAAGGCGCGUUUUCAUUUUUUCUUUGUGUAUUUCACUUCUUUUCUAAAGUUUAUUUAGUAAACAAUGACUUUAAAUACUAACAUACUUCUGCAGCCAACCUAGCAGCCUCUGCAGGUGGUAAAUCAGCACCACUAGAGACAGUUGGUGUCCCUGUUAAUUUUCUUCCGGAAUUGAGCUUAGUAUUCUGCUGCUUAUGAAUGUCGUUUUGGAUUGGUUUCUCUAUUGUCGAGGGUUGCUGGGAACGAUUUUGGAUUUGUUCAACAUCGACGUUCCGAUUUUUAGGUUUCUUAUGGCAAAUUGACAAAACUUGACCCAUUUUCGAUCUGCAAUCGAUUUGUCUGCAUUUGGUGCGUCUCUUGUGGAAAACAAGGUGGUGAAGAUAUAUAGUCGUUUGUUUACAUAAAAGAAUAGUCGGCGUAGUAACAAAAAAUAAUAAUAAUAAAAAACCUACGCCGAAUUACUUUAGAACGAAAAUUUUGAAUCGAAUGCUUCCAAGAAUGAAAACAGUACCUUUAUAAAUGGAAAGGAAAUAACAUACUUUCGAUUUCAGAAUUGGAACAAGCUAAAACUCUGACCGACAAAAGGUAAAAAAAAACAAAAAGAAAAACCAUUAUAUUUAUAUAAGUAGCAAAAACAAUUCCUAAACCCAAUUGAACCCAUUUUUAUCAGCUUUCCUAUUCAGCAUCUACGUCUACCGAUCCAGGUUCAAUAUCGUCCGGUUCAAUUCGAUCGGGAUCGCGAGGCUCUUGAUCCUCAUGCCACUGUGUAGCAUCGUCGAUAUAACUGAGAACCUUCUCUAUACUUUCCUCAUUAUGACUUUCUAAGGGGAUGAAAUUUACCAUGUUAAAGUCAUCAAUCAACUGCACGAUGCAUUGAUUUAACUCGUGGAAUUUGGGAUUCAUUUUUUCAUUUAUUUCACCAACCAGCAAAAGAGGAUCCGUGUUCAUAAAUCUUUUCAGGUCAGCACGGCUAAUACUGUUAUUGUCCUUCAGUAAAUCCAUUUUACUGAGCAAGUUGAGAUGAGGAAUUUCCAGCAUAACCAUAGCACUCAUAGCACUAAGGACACCGGCAAAAAAUUUGGCCCGGUCGACUAAGAAUUGACUUUCUAGUAAAUACAGCGCACAUGGUCG
Molecule: messenger RNA, 3078 nt
Organism: Schizosaccharomyces octosporus yFS286
Lineage: Eukaryota; Fungi; Ascomycota; Schizosaccharomycetes; Schizosaccharomycetales; Schizosaccharomycetaceae
Exons: 3
Coding region: 429-1259 (276 amino acids)
Biological process (GO): protein processing; SREBP signaling pathway
Cellular component (GO): Dsc E3 ubiquitin ligase complex
Source: RefSeq, a predicted model, not a curated record